Molecule: messenger RNA, 132 nt
Organism: Cinclus cinclus
Lineage: Eukaryota; Metazoa; Chordata; Aves; Passeriformes; Cinclidae
Exons: 2
Source: RefSeq, a predicted model, not a curated record
CCCCCCCAUUCCCCCCCAACCCCCCAUUUCCCCCCAACCCCCCCCAUUCCCCCCAUUUCCCCCAUUUCCCCCCCACCCCCCCAUUCCCCCCACCCCCCCCAUUCCCCCCAUCCCCCCCAUUCCCCCCCCAUU